CUACGUAUGGCGUAUGCCUUCAGGAGUGAUUCAGCUAAAUACCAGUGUGGAGUGUUCCCAUACAUCUACAGUGAUAGUAUCAUUUAUAUCGUGGACACAGUGACAGUGACAGUCACUGACAGAGAGUUUAGCUUCAUGAAACCCAGAAAGGAAUACGCGCCUAGUGUCGUGAAAGCCACAUUUGGAAUGUCGGCCAUUCUAGAAUGUUUUUUCUCUGGCUACCAAGAACCUGUGAUCACGUGGAAGGACAAGCAACAACAGAUCAUCCAGGAAGGUCACGGUCAUUACGUCAUCGACGAUUUCGGCCGGAAGUUGCGAAUUGAACAGGUGAGAGAGGAGGACGAGGGGACGUACUCAUGCACGGCCAGGAACGGUGCCGGGUCGGACGAUGCCAAGAUCUUCCUCAAUGUCACAAGUCCACCUCUGAUGUUAACAACGCCAGACACUUCACUGGAAAAGUUAUACAAACUUUCUGGCCAGAUGGCCACAUUGAAAUGUUGGGCCAGGGCCAUGGAGGGAGAGAACCUGGAGCCACCUGUGUGGUACAGGAAUGGGGAGCUGCUCACUAUAGACAACUUCCCGGACAAAACCAGGUACAGUUUCGGUGAAUGUGGCACCGAGCUGACCAUCAGGAACCUGAACAAGUCUACAGACACCGCCUGCUUCCAGUGUAACAUCAGCAACAGUGAAGGAUACAUCUUUUUUGACGGUUUUCUCAAGGUCGUUGAUUGGGAUGAGAUCGAAUUUUGAUCCAGCCCAACAUUGGUCAGCGUGACACUUAACUUGCUUGUCAGUAAUGUUAGAAGAAAAAAAAAAUUCAAACUUUUUCAGCAACUGAAACAAACUUGUUCUCAAAACUUAAUUUUCGGCUAUAUUCGAUCAUGGAUUUCUCCGCAUUAAUUAUAAU
Molecule: messenger RNA, 907 nt
Organism: Physella acuta
Lineage: Eukaryota; Metazoa; Mollusca; Gastropoda; Physidae
Product: hemicentin-2
Source: RefSeq, a predicted model, not a curated record